UCCGCGGCUUCUUCCCGCUGCCCGUCCGGUCCCUGCCGCGCGGGGAGGCACGCGCAGAGCCUCCCGCCGAGCCGGCCCCGCCCGGCCCAGGAAUAGUUUCCAACUGGACCAAAAUUCCACCACCACUUUUCAAAAAAGUUGUCAUUGUCCUGAUAGAUGCUUUGAGAGAUGAUUUUGUCUUUGGAUCCAAAGGUAAACAGUUCAUGCCUUACACUACACAAGUUAUUGAAAAAGGGACAUCCUACAGUUUCAUUGCUGAAGCAAAGCCACCCACUGUGACUAUGCCUCGAAUUAAGGCUUUGAUGACGGGUAGCAUUCCUGGUUUCAUUGAUGUUGUUGUGAACCUCAACUCUCCAGCUCUAACGAGCGACAAUCUAAUAUGGCAGGCAAAAGCAGCUGGGAAAAGAAUAAUCUUUUAUGGUGAUGAUACUUGGGUAAAAUUGUUUCCAAAGCAUUUUGUGGAAUAUGAUGGAACAACGUCCUUUUUUGUGUCAGAUUUUACAGAGGUUGAUGAUAAUGUUACUAGACAUUUGGAUAGAGUGUUGAAGAGAGAAGACUGGGAUCUCUUAAUAUUACAUUACCUCGGAUUGGACCAUAUUGGACAUGUGACUGGGCCAAACAGCCCACUAGUGGGACCAAAACUUCGUGAAAUGGACAAUGUCUUGAAGAAGAUUCAUAUUUCUCUUCUGUCAAAGGAAGGAGAGGCUUCUCUGCCCAGUUUGCUGGUUGUUUGUGGGGAUCACGGGAUGUCUGAAACAGGCAGUCACGGUGGUUCUUCAGAAGGUGAAGUGCACACACCGCUGCUAUUUAUCAGCUCUGCUUUUGAAAAGAGAAGUGGUCCUCUAACCCAACUUGAACUUGUGCAACAAACUGAUUUGGCUAGUACACUGGCAGUAGGUCUUGGUCUACCAAUUUCAAGAAACAAUGUUGGGAACAUUAUAUUACCAGUUGUGGGAAGCAAGACCAUGAGAGAACAACUACGUUUCUUGCACAUGAAUGGGUUCCAGCUUAGCACACUGUUGCAAGAGAAUACACCUGCCUAUGAAAAAGAUCUUGGAUACGAGCAGUUUAAGAUAGCAGAAAAAUCCCAUGGUAAUUGGAUCAAACUGUACCUAGAGGGGAAUAAUUCAGAAAUACUCUUAAAUCUUGGCAAAAAGGUCCUGAAACAAUACUUGGAGGCCUUGAGGACGUUGAGUUCUUCGCUAAGCAAACAAGUGGCACAAUAUGAUAUGUAUUCAAUGAUGGUGGGGACUGUGAUCAUUAUGGAGGUUUUGCUCCUACUCUUUCUCAGUGUACCAAAAGCUCUGAGCAGUCGGGCAGAAUUUGAAGUGCCCCUCUCCCCUCCGCUCUUCUCUCUGCUGUUUUACUUGAUGUGUCUGAUGCUGUGUGCAGUUCACGUCAUUGUAUGCACAUCAGCAGAAAGUUUAUGCUAUUUCUGCAGUAUGUCCUGGUUAACUGCAGUUGGAGUGAUGAUGCUGAUUUCUGCACUCAUGUGUGGUAUUUUAUCUGCCGUUGGAAAGACUCUUGAGAAUUCCAGACUUCCACUGAAGAGUUUUGUUUCUCUGGCCACUGAAUGCCUGUUAGCUACAUGUAUACUUGAAAUGGACAGUUCUGAGCAUAAGUCUGAACUCUCCGUCUUGGCUGCAGUUUCCCUACUUAUGAUCUUUGUUCUGGUUCAAAGAAGAUGCUCACUGGUUUCAAAAAUUGCUAUGGCACUUGGGCUCCUGGGAGUCUACAGUUACCGGGCAGCCAUUGGAAAUGUCGUAUUUCCAUGGCAACAUGACAGCAAAGAUAUUUCAAAGGGGAUUACUGAAGCUCGUUUUGUUUAUGUCUUUGUUCUUGGAAUAGUCUUCACUGGCACUAAAGAUUUGCUGAAGUCACAGGUUAUUUCUGCAGACUCCCGUAUGAAGAGUACAGGACUAUGGGAAGUGUAUAGUGGAUUAGUUCUACUGUCAGCCCUUCUAUUUAGACCACACAAUUUACCAGUCUUGGUAUUUUGUCUGUUGAUACAGACAAUGAUGACAAAAUACAUCUGGAGACCUUUGAAAUUUGAUGCAGCACAGAUCACCAUAAUGCACUACUGGUUUGGCCAGGCUUUCUUCUAUUUUCAGGGAAAUUCAAAUGGCAUUGCUACUGUGGAUGUUUCAGCAGGGUUUGUGGGACUAGAAAGCUACGUGGAGAUACCAGCAAUCUUCCUUACAGCAUUUGCAACAUAUGCAGGACCUUUGCUUUGGGCCAUUCAUCUUCUGUGCUACUUGAGUUCUGAAGUCAGCAGGAAUUCUGCAGCAGUGGGUCAUGGGUGUUUCUGCUACGCGCUGAUGCGUUCCAUCCCAGUUGCCAUCUACAUCGUUUUGGUAACAGGCCUGCGGUACCACCUGUUCAUAUGGAGCGUCUUCUCGCCAAAGCUGCUUUACGAGGGAGUGCAUGUGUUCAUCACAGCCGGUGUCUGCUUGUUCUUUACAGCCAUGGACCAGAACCACUCUCAGAAGGUGCAAGACUGAAAAUAAGUGUGUAGCACACAGUUCUGUACUGCAAUGCCUUGUGUGUCUCUGGAAUGGAAGAAGGACGACAGUGGUUUCAAAUGGUUGUGCAGAGUGUGAAGAACAGUGUUGUGUAUUUCAGCCAGUUCCACACAGGGCUUGAAGGGCUUGUCCCGUGUUACAGUUUGCUUUAAAAAUGCUGAAUUGAAAUAAACUGUUUCAUCUUAUCGUAGAUAAUUCUGUUCUUUAGCUGUCAUUAUGACGAUGCCUGAAUAACUGAUUUGCAAUUAUCACAUGACAGUCAGUUUUGCUGUAUGCCAAAUAUCGAGUUGUAUUUUUAAUAUGUAACUUGGAAAGAUAUCUAACACUGAUUUUUUUUUUCCCAAUUCUUUAAUGAAUUUGGAGGCUAGAUUUAAAUGAACUUUCUGGAGUUUUAAAGAAAGAUACUCUCUUUGGUAAAAAGAUGAACACUAUGUCUCAUAUUAAGUCAUUCUUGAGCUUCUGGCUUUUUUUCAUCAGUUUUUAUGUCUGGCUCUUUUCACUGACUUGGAAGAUGAAGAAGCAAAAGUUCAUUAAAUGCUGCCUCCCCCCCCCCCCCUCCCCCAAAUCUUGUAGCCUUAUAUAAGGGUUACGCUAACCCUAAAUCAGAAAUCUGUAUCUAUUUGUAAAUGUGAAUGUGGUUUCUUUUUUUCCAAGACACUGACAAUGAGAGAUUUUUGUUUCACUUAUCUAUAUGAUAAACAUGUAUGAAGAAGGCACUAGUAAAGGCAGUGAGUGUAGACAAAAAAAAACCCAAAACACGAAGUGAUUUGAUCAUAGAAACUUGAAAAAAGGCCUAACUGUUCAAUGUUUUUGGUUUAAUUAAAAUAAUUGCAUACACAUAAAUGCAAUUUGAAUUUCAAAAGGUGGUUCUUGAUGUAGGUAUGAAGCAGCUGAUCACAGGCACUGAAAAAAUGUUUUGCACAUGUGAUUUCUUUUUUAGCUUCUUAGACUAUGGCAUCUUAAAAAUAUGCAAGAUGUCUUGUUGCUGUUCAACAGAGCUCAUUAGCCAUAAGUUUUGUUUUGUUCCUUGUGUAUCAAACAUGUAAUUAAAUAAUUCAUACAGAUAUCUCAGGUAAGAGACUUUUUUGCUUUUUUGUUGUUUUUUUUUGUUUGUUUGUUUUGUUACCUAGACAGCAUUUUUAUCAAAGGCAGUAUUUUCUUCUUGAGUGCAGUCAUUAACUGUGAUAGAUUUCCAUCUGCAUUUCUGUACUUCAGGCACUGGAUGAGAAACAGUAAUGGACUGACAAAGUAAUAAAUCUUCUACAGAGUUCAUUUACUGCUAAAA
Messenger RNA from Centrocercus urophasianus (Greater sage-grouse), 3807 nucleotides. It is a transcript of the gene PIGG, whose product is annotated as phosphatidylinositol glycan anchor biosynthesis class G. The coding region runs from base 204 to 2501 and encodes 765 amino acids. Gene Ontology annotation, cellular component: endoplasmic reticulum membrane. The record is from RefSeq and is a predicted model, not a curated record. The transcript has 13 exons. Gene Ontology annotation, biological process: GPI anchor biosynthetic process. NCBI's taxonomy places the organism in Eukaryota, Metazoa, Chordata, Aves, Galliformes, Phasianidae.